AUGGUGACCAUCGCCAAUGCAAAUUUUCCAGACUCGGACCAUGAAGAUGAAGACUUUGAGGUUCCUGGAGGCAUUGAUGAGCCCGCAGACACAGGCGCCGAGCCAUCUUCGGAACGCCGAAGGAGACGCAAGCGACACAAAAGCACUGACGAUUUGUGGAAGGAAAUGCAGCAGGAUGAGAUGGAAUCUGCCAAGAGUUGGAUAAAAAGACCCUGCCCUGACCCUGGAUUGUUCCGAAGCUUUCAACGAAGAAGUCUUAGACACGAGACAAAGGACUCACCGCAAAAGCCCAAUGCAAUUCUGGCCGAAGUGGCAAAAUAUAGCCCUGUGGCUAUCGAAGGCCAGGAGCAGCCCACGGCCAAGGAAAUGAAACACAAGGCACGGGAUGGGACAACAACUUUGACUAUCCGUGGAAGCUCAAGAAUCAGCAGGAAGGAAAUGUUGCAGGAGGUCUCCAAGUACUGCGGAUCUGCAGAUGGCUCAGAAAUACCAUCAGCUGCUGAGAUGAAGAAGAAAGUUCGAUUCUCCCGUGAGGCUCUUUCCACGUCUGGUGCAAGUACCGAAACCAAGAUGUUGAAAGCCACCAUCGUCCAAGAAUCGGUUCGGUUCGCGGGUCAGACCUUGACCAUUGAACGAAGACUGGUACCUGGUUCGGUGGAGGAAAAGCGUUACCUCCAGAGUCAAAAGCGCCGCAACAGCGCGAAGCUUGGUGGAGGACUUACAGCGCUUGAUAAGCUCUUGGGUAUUUCCAGAGAUAAGGAACUGAACACCGUGGAAAAGUCUGGACUGGAUUGGCAUCGCCACAAAGAGGAGGCAGGGGUCGGGACUCAGUGCUCAUUUGCAACGAUCUUUGGAUCGAAUACUUAG
Cladocopium goreaui is the source of this 867-nucleotide messenger RNA. The record is from the annotation of a GenBank genome assembly. Lineage: Eukaryota; Dinophyceae; Suessiales; Symbiodiniaceae.